Messenger RNA from Bemisia tabaci, 1673 nucleotides. RefSeq lists its product as uncharacterized. Gene Ontology annotation, molecular function: acyltransferase activity, transferring groups other than amino-acyl groups. The record is from RefSeq and is a predicted model, not a curated record. NCBI's taxonomy places the organism in Eukaryota, Metazoa, Arthropoda, Insecta, Hemiptera, Aleyrodidae.
ACAAGGAUCCACUAAGGUAUAGCAUCUUUCGGUUAUACAAGCUUGGAUGACUCUUUUUGAUUACAACAUUUUUUUCAGCUGCUUUUGAGGGUGACAAUCUCAAUCUGUGCGUACCGUGCUCCGACUGCUGACGUACAAAUACGGGAAGAUAAGUACCUGAAUGAUGAGUUGGACGGAUCAAUCUAGUAUGGUGCUGCCGGAAGACCCCUUGGACCCCUUGUAUCCAGUGCCUUGGACAAGAAUGGAUGAACUUUUGGCAAAACUUCGUAUUGAUGUACCUAUUUCACAACCAGUUUAUGGAAUGGUUGAAACUGCCCUUCGAUGGAAAAAUACCGACGCCUCGAAAAAGAUUGAAGUUUACACCACCGGUGAACGAUUUGAAAACUCUGCUAUUGUUGGGAUUCAUAAAGUAACGGAUUCGAAUGACUACAGGAUUACAUUGCACUGCUUCAACAAGGAAACCUCGGCACUCAAGAAUGCAUUAAUAAUGACAAACAGAAUAGAGUGGAAGUCACCUAAGACGACAGUAUGGUUCACUGCAUUUCACGAUGAUUUACUAUCCACUGUGAAUGAAUGUCUCUCUACACACAAGUUUCAAACUUUUGUAAAAGCAAACAUCAUAUACGUAUGGAAAUCUCCUGACCAGCUCGUUGAACGCGAAAUCUUCUGCCCUGAGGAUGUUUUUCUGGCACCUGUGGACCUUAAAUCAUUAGAUAUGGUUAAAAGGCACCGAUGCCAAUUCCCUGGUGUGGAAGAAUUUGUUGCAACGCUUAUAUUGCACAAGCCAAGCCUGGGAGUUUAUUCACGCAGAACUGGAGAGCUUUGCGCCUGGGUUUUAUGCAAUGAGUUCUACGCAUUGGCCUCACUUCACACACUAGAGGCACACCGCCGAAAAGGCUACGCGCAACUCCUGUGUAACGCAUUGAGUGAACAGCUUCUCCGAUCGAAUAUCAUCAUUGGAGCUUUGGUGGAGGAUACUAAUAUUCCCUCGCUAAAUCUGUUUAAAUCUUUGAAUUUUAAAUCUGUAAAACCAAUACACAGCAUCUCCGCGGCACGUUCAGUCACAGUCAAAGAGUGAAUAAUUGUUCAUUUUUAGGAAUUAAUUCCGUUAGGUAUAAAAAUUGACUGCCAUGCUGAGGUUUAAGGCAGUAUAUGAAUAUUUAGUGGUUGCCAAAUUUCUUCUAACGGCAUAUAUUUUUUUAAACGUUUCAAGUUUACUAAUUUUAAGUAUGAACACUAUUUCCAGAAAAAUUAUUUAAUGGAAAAUAGUCACAAAUUUUCCUGAAAAUUGGUGUUUUCAAAGGCAAGUCGCCUAAACUUGUAUAUACGGCGUUUUGCAUUGGCGUGGAAGGUUCGAUCAGCACUACUCAUUGCUUUAUUGCGAACAAUGAAGAGCUGUGCAUCAAAUAGUGAGGCUAAAAAAGAAGGUUGAGAUCAGUGGCGUGGCGUGCUUUGCGAUUUAUCGAUUGAUCUGUCAUUUAAACCUAUGGAAGAGGAUUGAUUAACAGGGUGUUCUUAUCGAACACCUUAAUAAUCGAUUCUUCACCACGGAUUCAAAUGGGGAAAUAUCGGUAACCGAUCAUGGUUGAGAUCUACUACCCUACACCUAUAGGGCCUUAAUAUAUUCUCUUGUCUCUUUCUUUGCUUCAUUCUCAAUAAACGUAUACGGACUA